UCACUCCUCAGUACUUUGGCGCCAUCUCAAUGGUCCAAACGGAGAAGGAGAAAACAGCGGAGAAAACGAAGCACGGUGGUGAUCACUAUGCUUAUAACAGCUCCAAUUUGCUUCUCUAUUGCAGGAAUUAGGUUAAAAACGAGGAAAAUUGCAAACAAUUCAUGUAGUUCUAGCUUCUCUUCGUUGUGCUAUGGUGGAUCACUUCAUUGCUUCUCUAAGGGCUGCUCAAAACUCAGUUUACGGACUAAAACAAAUGAAACAUCUUCACUCUGUAGAGCAACUCUGAUUACUGAUCCAGACGAUUUCGAGGUUGGGAGGUUUGUCGGAAGCUACGGAUUCAUGAACAUCACAAGCUAUACAAAGUUUCAGCCUGGACCAGAUGUUGAGUAUUCUUCGAAAGAUAUGGAGCGACUAAAAGUUCAAGAUGUAGGAGAGGGCAGUGUGAAAAUCAGGCUUUAUGAAGGGAGAAUAGCUCGGGGUCCACUUAGAGGGACUCGGGUCAUUUUUAAGGUCUAUCCCGGACAGCGUGCUGGUGGUAUUGAGGCAGAUAUGAUGGCUGCAAAUGAGUUAAAGACUCAUAUUUUCCUCCAGAGUGAUUCCAAAGAAAGCUGUCAGAAUAUACAGAUACUUUUAGGAGGGUUUGAGACAAAAACUGGGGAACAGUGGCUUGCUUUCCGUAACGAUGGGAUCUAUAGUGCUGGAGACUAUGCGAAAGUUAAAAGUGAAGCAGUAUCAAAAGAUCGUAAUCUUGGAGAACAGAAGUUCUGGAAUCGUUUUGACGAGGAGCAAACUAUAAAACGAAGAAGAUUUUUUGUCAUUAAGCUGCUUCGGGGUGCUGUGAGUGGUCUAGCCUUCAUGCAUGACCGUGAUAGAUUACACCAGAGUCUUGGUCCUGCUUCUGUCAUUCUCAAUACAAUAGUGGAGAAGGAUGGAGCUUACUUAGUCCCAAGGCUCCGGGAUCUAGCCUUUUCAGUUGAUGUAAGGUAUUCAGUCCUAGAAGAAGGUCCUGGAAUACUAUCUGAGGGACUAUGGAGAAGGGCAUCUGCCGCUGGUGCUUUCACUCCUAUGGAGAAAAGAGCCUUUGGAAUAGCAGAUGACAUAUAUGAAGCGGGUCUUCUGCUUGCGUACUUAUCUUUUGUUCCAUUUUGCGAAGCAGGCAUCAUGGAUGGCCUUACAUUACAAAGACUUCUCGAAAGCACUUUCCAACUUGAUCUUGAAGCAGUGAGAGAGUACUGUUUAGCAGACGACCGCUUGUUAGAAGCAGUCAAGUUUCUGGAUCUCGGUGCUGGUGCUGGUUGGGAGUUACUCCAGGCAAUGCUGAAUCCAGACUUCCGUAAAAGGCCAAUUGCAGAAGCUGUAUUGAACCACAGAUUCAUGACCGGUGCAGUUCUAUGAGUUGUGAGAAGAGAUUCUUGGUGAGAGGAACUGUAAAUAGCCAAAAAAAAAAAUGUAUUUUCUUCUAUUUCACUUUCUGUAUAUUCAAUUUUUUUGGGGUCAGUGAGACGUCUAAUCUGUUAACAUAUUUCGGCAACUCUGUAAAGCACAUGAUUGAGACUUGAGAGAGAGUGGGGUUGUGUUCAAU
This is a messenger RNA of Telopea speciosissima, 1582 nucleotides long. RefSeq lists its product as uncharacterized. Gene Ontology annotation, molecular function: protein kinase activity; ATP binding. Gene Ontology annotation, biological process: protein phosphorylation. Lineage: Eukaryota; Viridiplantae; Streptophyta; Magnoliopsida; Proteales; Proteaceae. The transcript has 12 exons. The coding region runs from base 88 to 1395 and encodes 435 amino acids. The record is from RefSeq and is a predicted model, not a curated record. Gene Ontology annotation, cellular component: chloroplast.